UUCCACUUUUGGAGGCGUUCGAUAUUUCAUGAUGGUCCAUUGCUUCUUCUUGGAGUGCACCUCACUUUAUUCCCCGUCGUAUCGAGCGAGCCAGAGUGCAAAGCUAUGCACUCGCGUGCCAGUGGGAUGAAUCUUAUUUGCUGCAGCAUUCGUCAACCGGUCAUUGAUAGCUGUGAGUACUCGUCACUUUGCAAUACAGAAGAAUGUCAAUGUCAUCUUCACGUUGGUGCUGAGCUCAGUUGUGAGCUCGACGAGACUGACGACACUUUCGUCUGGCGCGAUCAUCACCAACAAACAGAGAAGUUGAGUUGCUCGAAUCUGAAUCUGCCAAAUCGGGAACAUCCUUACAAAGUUGUUAUACACCACUGGAAUGGAACGUUGACACCAGAUCUUAUUAGAGGCCUUGCCGAGGUGAACGUUACAGUACUGCGAAUUUACGACAUUGACGAGACGACACCUCUCGUCGAAGCUCGCUAA
Molecule: messenger RNA, 477 nt
Organism: Ostertagia ostertagi
Lineage: Eukaryota; Metazoa; Nematoda; Chromadorea; Rhabditida; Trichostrongylidae
Source: the annotation of a GenBank genome assembly